CGGGGUCAGCCCGUGACCCGGCGUAAGCCGUAUUUCAGAGAAUAACUCGUUCUAGGGUGACCUUCGGUUCGACUGCACUGUGAUGCGGCAGUCACGUGAAAAAAAGGGUCACAGUUCAACAUUCCAUCCCGUGUGUAACCAGCGUAGCACGAGGACAACCUACUCCCGCAAAAAAAAGCGAGUUGAAGACAUGUCUAACCCAAAAGUCUUUUUCGACAUCACCGCCGACGGUUAUUCGCUGGGCCGAAUCGUCAUGGAGCUACGUGCCGAUGUUGUCCCCAAGACAGCAGAGAACUUCCGAGCCCUGUGUACCGGGGAGAAGGGUUUUGGGUACAAGGGCUCUACCUUCCACCGGGUCAUCAUUGAUUUCAUGUGCCAGGGGGGAGACUUCACCAACCAUAACGGAACCGGAGGCAAGAGCAUCUACGGCAACAAGUUCCCAGAUGAGAACUUCCAACUCAAGCACACAGGCCCGGGUAUCCUGUCCAUGGCCAACGCAGGCCCGAACACCAACGGUUCACAGUUCUUUCUGUGCACUGUAAAGACUUCUUGGCUGGACGGCAAGCACGUGGUGUUCGGGAGCGUCGUGGAGGGCAUGGACGUGGUGAAGAAGGUCGAGUCGUACGGCAGCGAGGCAGGCAAGACUUCCAAGAAGAUCGUCAUCGCCGAUUGCGGGCAGCUGUGACGUGGUCGUCUGGGGUUCUGUUGAUCACAGAUUGAUCAUAGAUUUAUUGAUCUCUGUUGCCGUUCAUUCUUGGUGUUGCAGGCAAACGAACGUGUAAUGGCUUAAAAGAAUCGACUAAUUUGGUGACUCAUCAAAAACUACUGAAAUGUGGUCGUCUGUGAUCUUGAUAACUCUAACAGGCUAACCACUCUGACUAUAUAGAGACAAAAGUUUGCCAGGGGAGUUUGGCCACUAUAUGAUUUCAUUUUCCCACACAUUUAGGCCAUGUUGAUUUAAUUAUAUGUCUGACAUCCAAUCGCGCAUCAAUUUUUGGGCGUUUCCAAAAAUAAAAUAAAAAGUUUUCACCGUACAAAGCAGCUUAAAAUAUAUGCAGCUUAAAUAUAAGCAAAUAUCUGCUGUGCAUUGCAAAAAAAUUGGAAAACGUAUAGUAAUGUCAUAGAAUAUUCAAGGUUAAAGAAGAUGUGAAAGAACAAAAAUUAAGAAUCAACGGUUCGGAAUACAUCGUAUCAUAUUCUUAUCUGUGCGUUCAGUCAAAUGUACAACCUUUCUGACCACAAGAUUUCAUAAUGAAGACAACUUUUUUGGGUCAAAGAUUUUAUACGCACGCUCGCAUCAGAAUUCGGGUUCCCAGGGGAUGUCAUCCAUAUAAUCAAAUCAACAUGGCCUAAGGAAUCUAACAGAGCUAGCUCAAGUCCCACAUGUCUCUGUUGCCAUUUAAUCUUGGUGGUGCAGGCAAACGUGCAAUGGCUUAGAAGAAUCCAAUUAAAAUUAAUGAAAACUUUUGGUGGCUCAUCAAAGAAAAUGCAUGUUUUCUGCUUAGUCAAUUUCGUCAACGCCAACGUCUUUAUACACAAUAUCAUGUGAAAAAUACAGGAAGGUUAAUGUUUCACCCUAAGCCUGCAAAAACACUUCGGCAUUAUUCCCAAGAAUGAUUAAAGAUUGCUAUUGCUCUAUAUUAUCUGUUUUUGCGUUGUUAUCCAUAAGUAGUUUCAUCAUUGGUCAAUCAACUGAACAUAGUUUUCGUAUGCAUACAACCUUAUUUCUCCUAU
Branchiostoma floridae (Florida lancelet) is the source of this 1734-nucleotide messenger RNA. Its product is annotated as peptidyl-prolyl cis-trans isomerase-like. Gene Ontology annotation, molecular function: peptidyl-prolyl cis-trans isomerase activity. The record is from RefSeq and is a predicted model, not a curated record. The transcript is spliced from 5 exons. NCBI's taxonomy places the organism in Eukaryota, Metazoa, Chordata, Leptocardii, Amphioxiformes, Branchiostomatidae. Bases 83 to 685 code for a protein of 200 amino acids. Gene Ontology annotation, biological process: protein folding; protein peptidyl-prolyl isomerization.